This is a messenger RNA of Oppia nitens, 1611 nucleotides long. RefSeq names its product cholinesterase 1-like. Gene Ontology annotation, molecular function: acetylcholinesterase activity. Lineage: Eukaryota; Metazoa; Arthropoda; Arachnida; Sarcoptiformes; Oppiidae. Gene Ontology annotation, cellular component: plasma membrane. The record is from RefSeq and is a predicted model, not a curated record. Gene Ontology annotation, biological process: choline metabolic process; acetylcholine catabolic process. The annotation marks the transcript as partial. The transcript is spliced from 5 exons.
AAUGCUAUAACUGUUAAGACAUUGUCGGGAACAACAGUUAGAGGACAGACACUACAUGUGCUUAAUAGAGAUGUUCAUCAGUUUCUGAACAUACCGUUUGCCGAACCACCAGUCGGUGACCUGAGGUUUGCCAAACCGGUGCCAAUAAAACAGCCCAAAAAGUAUGUUAUCGAUGGAACCAAACCGGGAAACUCUUGUAUACAAAACUUGAGUCCAGAAAUGAAACAUUUUGUGGGAGAUUUGCAACAAAGUGAAGACUGUCUGGUACUCAACGUAUGGACACCGAGUCUGGAGACUACUGGCCUCAAACCGGUCAUGUUUUGGAUAUAUGGCGGAGCUUUCAGUAUGGGUUCAAUAUUUCAAACCGAUUACAACGGUUCGGUGUUGGCCACCAAUGAUGUUGUGUUUGUUGCGGCCAACUAUCGGGUGGGAGAACUAGGUUUUCUGUAUGGUGGCCACGAGUCGGCACCGGGAAAUGCCGGUCUAUACGACCAGUUAUUGGCACUCAAAUGGAUAAAAGAUAAUAUUGAAAGUUUUGGCGGUGACCCCAAUCAGGUAACUAUUUUCGGUGAAAGUGCCGGCAGUUGGUCAGUAUCGGCACAUCUACUAUCGCCACUGUCCAAAGGCCUAUUCAAACGGGCUAUUAUGCAGAGCGGGUCAUUGAUGUUCAAUAAGGACAUACCGAUCACCGAUACUGUCCGAGCGCUUAGUAAAGCUAAACAAUGGGCUCAGAAACUCGGUUGCGAUCCCUAUGACUACGAAUGGUUAGACUGUUUGAGGUCAGUGUCAGAUCCCAACCUAUUUAAUGAGUUGCCAGCAAAUGGCGGUGCCUUUCAAAUCAAUUUUCCCGUAUUUGGUACCGAAUUUUUACCCCAUAUUCCACAAAAAGCAUUCAACAAAAAGCUCUACAAUUAUGAUGUUGAACUAAUAGCCGGUGCCACCAAAGAUGACGGUUCACUAAUAGCCAUAGCACUCUACCCGAUACUAAUGAGUCCCCAAUUGAAUGUAUCGAUAUUUACCGAUUUGGUGGCCGAAAUUAGUGGACAAAUUCUCCGGAAUAUAGACGUCCGGAAAACAGUUGACCAUUAUUUACAAUCGGUCGACAACCGUACAGAUCCAGUCCAACUGCGACUGGCAUUCAGCCAACUAUACAGCCAUCUAUUUAUGACGUGUACGACCUAUCGAUACGCCCGCGAGUUUGCGGCCAACAACAGCCCGUCGGACAACAACAACAACAACAACAAUGUUUGGUACUAUCGUUGGAAUUAUGCGCCAACCGGUGGCCGUCAUCCGCGUAUGGAUCCGAAAAUUUUCGGCUUUCCCGACAAUACUAUAGUACACGGUAUUGACAUUGAACUAACAUUUGGUCAGCCAUUACUGGAACCGACACUAUUUACCGAAAAAGACUAUGACUUUGCCAUCGAUAUCAUGAAAAUGUGGACCGAUUUUGCAAAGUUUGGUAAUCCACAUAAAGAUUGGCCAAAAUUUUUGGAUAAAUCUAAUGGUAUCGUAAAAGUCAAAGAUCUUACAGCCGAUGAUGACUCGACACGUGGUGUUUUGGUGGACCCGUUUCAGAGCACGUGCGACAGUGUUUGGGAUUAUUAUUUUUAA